CUCCUGUCAUUCUUCGCCUUCCUCGGUCAUCACUCGUCACGUCAUUCGGCACUCAACAGCCACUUUGUCGCUCUAAGAGCAUCUUGUCUCAUCAACACCCUUCUCCUUCAAUCGACCGUCCAACCAUCUGUCUACCCGUCCGUUCACACACCCAAAAGGGUCGUCUCCGCAGCACGCUGCAGCUCAGCCGCCGAGAUGCGAACGUGACCGAAUCCGCGUUCCCACUUUCUGCCUGCCGCCCGACCCAGCCGAACACGAAACCCUUUUCGACCUUUCUCCGUUGGCCAUUCUCUGUUCUUCUUCAUCCUUUCGCGUCCUCGAACCGCCAGUAGAUCCGAUUCACCAUCCAUCAUUCAUCUCCCUGUGUAAACAUUACGACACCACGAAUACCCCACCCACCAACCGUCGCUCCCCCCACGAAGCAUUUCCCACUAUGACCGAAGCAUCGCCGAUCCAUUGAAUCAAAGCCCGACCACCCUUCCUCCGAUGCCACCUUCUCCCGCAACGACACCCACUGGCUGCUCAUCGCCAUGACGAUACACACCCACCAUCACCACCACACCCACCAACCCUCCGCCGCCGGGCCCGGCGGUGCCUCUGAUGCAGCUGCUGCCCUCAAGGGCGCGAACCUCGCCUUCAACAAGACGAAGACGCAGCCGAAGCCCAUCCCGCCCCCGAAACCCACCACAGGCCGUCGUCGCGGGGCAAGUCUCGUUGCCGUAUCUACCGCCUCCAACUACGACCGAAGCACGAGCACGAGCCCAGUGCAGCGCCAACAUACAGGUACAACGAGCCUGUCGACGACCCCGGGUGAUAGGGACCGUUUCGGCCGCGAUGGCACGACCGACAUGCGCGACCGCCUGUCCAACUUCCUGUCCUCGAGUCCCGCUGCCGCCGCUGCCCAUCUGUCCCCGCACACGAGGCUCGAUCCCAAGAGCCCCAGCUACAUCGCCGCGACCCUUGCCGCAUCCCGCAGCGUGUCGCCCACGCCGCAGCCGCACGCGAGCCCCGCGUCCCUGACGCCUGCCCAGCUGAACCAGCUUCAUCAGAUGCAAAAUGCGAGGUCCGCCGGCGCCAGGAGGGCCAGGCCUGGGAGCGCCGAGUCGUCGAGCGUCGUCAGCAGUCUCGAAUUGCCCGACACGACCUCAAUCCCCGCGACGGGGCAUCUGAUACACAUGUUCGAGAAGGGGGGAGGAGCCGACGACCUUGAUCCUGUCAAGAGGAGUGGCGGCGGGGUCGUGAGGCCCCAAUUGCGUGCCCCGACGCCCGAGAGGGAACUCAGUCCGUCGAGGGCCAAGGCGGCAAGGAUGGGCAUUGUGGAAGAGGAGGCGUCCGUCGUGCAGAAGCCAGUGGUUACGAAGCCGAAGCCGAAGCCCAAGGCGAAGCCGCGGCCCGUGACGCCUGCGCUGGCUGCUGAGGGGAAUCCUGUGGAGGACAAGGCUACGCCGAUGGCAAGGAAACCCGUGCCGGCGGCAGCCAACCCGCUGCUGUCGCCGGCUCGAGUUGUCCACAGGCGAUCCGAGUCUGAGCAGACGGCGCCAUCUAGGAAACCCCACCCUUCCAUCACCAUGUCACCAGUUGCCCCUGAGGCGCCAGAGGUUCAGUCAAAGUCGCAGCUUACUCGGGUUCCCAUAACCCAGACCACCAGACCAGCGUCGAGGGUGCCUCCAGCAACACCGGAACCAAGGAGAGCACGGCCCAAAGCCCAACAGACUGCCGCUCCCAGCUCGCCGCCCGUGGUUAAACGGGCAGAAACGGAGGUGGUUUCCCCUAAGCCGACGAGACCGGCGUCCAAGGCCAAGCUGCGGCCGCCGACGCCACCACAACCCCGUGGCUCAGUCAGUAAGGCAAAAGUGUCCGAAGCGCCGCCGUUGACCCAGCCUCGGAGCAUGGCGUCCGUCUAUGGCCGUGGCCCCCCCAAGGAGCCCUCCCGUCGCCCCAGCUCCGAGGCCCGACCGUCUACCGCUGACACGAGCUCAUCUAACGACACGUUCGUGUCGGCCGAGUCGGAUCUUACUGCCAUGCCUGACGACGGCCCAGCCCGGCCAGCUCCACGCCCGAUGCGCUCGGCUCAAAGCACACCCGGUCGCUCCUCAGCCAACAGCUCGCCAAGCCGCGCGACGCCCGGGCGGACUCCUGUGUCGUCGUCGGGCACCAACAUGCCCUUAAACUCGCUGUCCAACGCCAUCAUGGCCGGGUCUCUCGCUGCAUCCCGCCUGACGCCCUCGAACACGGGCAACUCGACGCUCUCGCCGGCCCCGAUGCUGCCCGGGCGCACAAAGUCCCCGCGCAUGCGGCAGACGCUCCGCCAGCCGCCGUCCAAGUCGGACGACGAGGAUGAGAUGCGCAAGAAGAAGCACCAGCGCGCCAGCAACAAACACUCGCACCGCGAGGGCGCGCGGCGGCGGUGGCGCGACGAGAUCACGCUGCGCGAGCGACGGCGCUACGAGGCCGUGUGGGCGAGCAACCGCGGCAUCCUGCUUGUGGCCUCGCCCCAGUCGCCUGAGGCGCCAGCAGCUAUCACUGCUCCCCCUCCCGACGCCGCCGACUGCGUCGUCAACGUCGUGGUGCGUGAGAUCUGGAGGCGGUCGCGGCUGCCGCUGGAGGAACUGGCGGAGGUGUGGGAAGUCGUUGACCGCGGGCGGAGGGGCAUGUUGUCCAAGGCCGAGUUCGUGGUUGGCAUGUGGCUCAUCGAUCAGAGGCUCCGGGGGCGGAAAAUCCCGAUGAAGGUGAGCGACAGUGUGUGGAAUAGCGCCCAGGGCGUCAACGUGCCGCCGCCCAAGGUGAAGAAGUAAUGAUAUCGCGAUGGAUUUGUUGAAAUGGGGUGAAGGGAAACGAGAAAGAGUUGAGAAAGAGGGUGAUGACACGGCAUAGCAUCUGCGUUGCAUUGAUACCCCCCGCUGCUGUAGAAUUUUUGCAUCCUGAAGAAUACAUUCUCCGCACCGCCCGCCAUGUGCCGGGCGUUGAUCCAGUCCCUUACUCGCCGCAUGGCGCUGCUGAAAGUCUGCCAUCAUACACUUGCGAUUACCAAAAAGGGGACACAUGAGCGAAAGAUGUCGCUGGUAUCAUAUUUGCCCAACACAUGCGGGGUAUCUUGAGUAUGGCAUGAAUGCGUUGUGACAAGCAAGGGACUUGGAUGAGGGUACUCGAUAAGGGACUAUGAAGAUCGUACUCUUCUCCGCCGAGAAGCCCGGAGCGUGUUCCGGCGAGAUGUGGAGCACGACAAUCGACAAUUGACGAGGUGUGGGUCCCGGGCACCCGCGCGCCCUUCGGAUGACCUGGGAACGACAUGCUUGACAUGGCUGGC
Molecule: messenger RNA, 3307 nt
Organism: Colletotrichum destructivum
Lineage: Eukaryota; Fungi; Ascomycota; Sordariomycetes; Glomerellales; Glomerellaceae
Product: Putative EH domain, EF-hand domain pair protein
Exons: 1
Coding region: 531-2795 (754 amino acids)
Molecular function (GO): protein binding
Source: RefSeq, a predicted model, not a curated record